UUACCCCGGCAGAGUUUGGUCGCUGGGCAGGGACUCCGCAGUCAGCGCCAUGGCUGCCAGUGCUCCUGCGCUCGCACGCUCCCUGCUUGCUGCCCUUCUGGCGCCCGCGCUGGUGGCACUACUGGUGUCGCCGGCCUCGGGUCGCGGAGGCCGGGACCACGGGGACUGGGACGUGGACAGGCGAUUGCCUCCGCUGCCACCUCGCGAAGACGGGCCGCGCGUGGCCCGCUUCGUGACUCACGUCUCAGACUGGGGCUCGCUGGCCACUAUCUCCACAAUAAAGGAGGUGCGCGGCUGGCCCUUCGCGGACAUCAUCUCAAUCAGUGACGGUCCUCCGGGAGAAGGCACGGGCGAGCCCUACAUGUACCUGAGCCCACUGCAGCAAGCUGUGAACGACCUGCAGGAAAAUCCAGAGGCUACGCUGACUAUGUCUUUAGCACAGACUGUCUACUGUAGGAACCAUGGAUUUGAUCCCCAGAGUCCCCUGUGUGUUCAUAUAAUGAUGUCGGGAACUGUGACCAAGGUGAACAAGACAGAAGAGGACUAUGCAAGGGAUUCACUGUUUGUUCGACACCCUGAGAUGAAGCUCUGGCCUUCCAGCCAUAACUGGUUCUUUGCUAAAUUAAAAAUAAGCCAUAUCUGGGUCUUGGACUACUUUGGUGGACCUAAAGUAGUGACACCUGAAGAAUAUUUUAACGUCACGCUGCAGUGAAGCAGGAUAUGGUGGACUGAGUCACACCAGAGAAGUGUCUUCGGAGGCUCAUGCACACUUGAAGGGCUGGCCCUGCUUGGGACAUCUCCAGCUGUCAGCUCACUCUGCCACCUCUUGUUUUAAUCUUGUUUGCUUGUGUUAACAGAGAGUUGUCUGUCAGAAGAUGUGGUUGCUGGAUUUUUAAAAAAGAAAAAUAUGUAUUUUGAAGCCAUUUUCAGAGAAAAAAUGCCAUUCAUUAUAACCAAGGAAGUUUUUUUUUCAGCCAUUCCCGGUGGCUUUUCCUCAGUGGUGCCCACAGAAGGGCAACAUAGACCAGCUGUAGAUCGCCCAUUGGCUCUGGGGGAACAGAGGUGUAGGUGCUUUGUGCCUGAGGGGUGCUGUCCUCACACAGCUGCCUCAGGAGCCUGUCAGAGGGGCCUAGAGUCGGGAGGCCUGGGCAGAGCGUGGGUCCCCGAUACAGAGUGCUCGAAUGAAUCCUUCAGUCAAGGACAGCAAUGGCCACACACAGAGCUUCCCACUCACAUCCGGCCAUACAGCUGAUCCAUCACAAGGCAAAACUGGGUCCUCUAUAAAACUCCAUAAACAUCAUACAUCCUAAAGUCAUAGUUACCCAGGACAAAAUAAGUCAAAAAGAGUUUCCCGUAUUCAUUUUCCACCCAAGUAGACUGUAUAUUUAUUUCUCAUCCUUCAAAACACACACGCACACACCACACACACCACACACACCACACAUACCACACACACCACACACACACACCACACACACACACCACACACACACACAGGAGCUGGGGUGCAGCUUUCUUGGUAGAGCAAUUCUCUAGUAUGAGACCAUAGCUCUCUUCCCCAGCAUUGAAACAAAAACAACCAGAAAUAACAUUUUUAUUUGCAUGAAAAAGGAAUCACAGGAAUUUUACAUAUGUUGGGUUCCUUUUUUUGACCCAACACCAACCAUAAUCCCAGCACUUCUCGGGCUCUCUGUAUCUCCAGGCUCCUGGCCCUGCAGCCCCGAGUCCUCUGUGGGAGAUACCACGGUACCAUGGCAUAGAAACAAACUACAACAACAACAGAACAUGCUUCUGGCCUAGAGGGUUGGCUCAGCACUUAAGAAGAUUGCUCUAGCAGGGACCCAAGUUCAGGACCCGGCGCUGGAGUCAGACAGGGCACAACGCCCAUCACUCCAGUUCCAGGAAAUCAAAUACCUCUAGUCUCCAAGGUCACCUGCACUCAAGUGCAUGUACCCACACAGACACACACCGACACAUAAUUGUAAACAAUACAUCUUCUGGAGAGGUACUACUUAGUUUUAUUGCCUGUAUUCAUGCUCUUGGAUGACGUAAGAGUCCUUUUAAAAGAGUGUGCGUAUCAGACUUCUUAAACAGCAAAAGAGUUGAACAUGAGCCAUCAUGUUGGAGAAAGAGAUAGAAAUCCAGCAAGUGACUUCUUAGUAAAAACCCACUAAGCAGCAAGAAUCCUGUUUUUCAAAUCCAUAAUUAAAAGCAUAAUUCUAA
Molecule: messenger RNA, 2223 nt
Organism: Mus caroli (Ryukyu mouse)
Lineage: Eukaryota; Metazoa; Chordata; Mammalia; Rodentia; Muridae
Gene: Creg1
Product: cellular repressor of E1A stimulated genes 1
Source: RefSeq, a predicted model, not a curated record